Messenger RNA from Pocillopora meandrina, 1819 nucleotides. NCBI's taxonomy places the organism in Eukaryota, Metazoa, Cnidaria, Anthozoa, Scleractinia, Pocilloporidae. The record is from the annotation of a GenBank genome assembly.
AUGAUAUCUUCUUGUCGUCGGCAAAUUUUUACCACUACAUCGGUAAAUUUACACAGUUUGUAUUCCCUAAACGAACGAUCCAGAGAUCUCUACAUUCUUACUACAGUAGACGACAGUGCAGAAGAAAAGAGCGGAUAUGGAGCUUAAAAACAACUGCCAAGUUCUCACAUUCAACCAGCUCACUCGUCUUCACAGUGUAUUAAACCAAACUGUCUUCAUUCAUGGCCGAGGAAAUUUUCCUACUCUAGAAGUACCCCUCAAAGAUUUUAUAGAGACUGUGACAGCAGGCCUUAAAGAGGAAGGAUUAAAAGUCCGCGACCUCCGAUUGAAUGGAAGUACUGCCAGCAAUAUCUUAAGUACAGAGAGCAACUGUUCGUACAAUGAUAUUGACUUGAUCUUCGGUGUGGAGAUUCGCUCUAAUUUGCACUUACAGCAGAUCAAGUGUGUCGUGUUGAACUCGCUUCUCAAUUUCUUCCCCAGUGAAGUACCGAAGGAUAGAAUCAAUAGCUGCAUCUUGAAAGAAGCCUAUGUUCAAAAGAUGGUGAAAGUGUCGACUGACAACGAUCGUUGGUCGUUAAUCUCGCUUUGGAACAACCAAGGGAAAAACGUCGAACUGAAAUUCGUCGACUCGAUGCGUAGGCAGUUUGAAUUCUCGGUUGAUUCGUUUCAAAUUAUCCUCGAUUCCCUUUUUGGCUUCUACAAACUGUCGCCAGUGCCGAUGAAGCCUAAUUUCUUCCCCACCGUUGUUGCCGAGUCGGUUUACGGCGAUAUUAAGCUUGCCCUCUAUCAUUUAGACAACAAACUGAUAGCUACCCGUAACCCGGAGGAAAUACGAGGUGGUGGUCUCCUUAAGUACUGCAAUCUUUUGGUGCGAAAUUAUGUACCAGAAAACUACGAAGAGAUCAAGAUCCUAGAGAGAUACAUGUGUAGUCGUUUCUUUAUCGACUUCAGCGAUAUCCAUCAGCAGCAACAGAAGUUGGAGAGUUACUUGGCAAAUCAUUUCAUCGGAGACGAGCGAGCUCAAUAUGAAUAUUUGAUGGUUCUUUAUCAUAUUGUUUCAUCCUCCACGGUUUGCCUCAUGGGACACGAACGAAAACAAACCCUUCGCCUUAUAGACUUUUUAGGAAAGCAGCAUCGCGGUGAAGUGAGUUAUAUGCCGAUGGUGGUGUACAGCGAUAAGACAGCAUCUUAUCCAUUCGUUCCUGCUUCUGGUUACAUGGUGCCUGUAUCGACCAGAAGUCAAACAUUAAGUACCUAUGCUUAUAACAGUUUAGUUCCGUGUUUUUAAAGAACGUUUCAAGAACGUUACCGCAAUGAAAACUUUGAAACUAGACCUCCAAUGAAGGUAUGCGUCACAUUCGCCACUGGAUUCUCUGAACUUUGGAAGUGAGUCUAUAUUUUUAUAAUGAGGGAGCAGAUGGUAGUUUAUUUUCAACGUUGUAACCCGUAGUUAUUUCUAGGUACGGUAUAAACAUACUUGUCUAUCACCGUAUUGGUGUGCGAGGGACGUGAAGCAAGCCUUAAAAUGUAAUUCGUUUCGUGAAGAAACAGAGAAGGAAGUUCUUCACAAUCCCCGAAUACUGUUGUUAUGUAAAUACGCCGUUUGGAACGGCCAAACUAGACGUUCGUGCUUAAUGUAAUUUCGCAAUUUCACACUAUAUAUUUGUGAUGAACUUGCUUUGGAACAGUGACUGAAAUACGAUAGAAACAUUACUCACCACGAUAAGUGUCUCAUAAUUAAUACGUACCGAGUAGAAUAUGAAAUAAUCUCCCGAGAGGGAAAGUAACUUUUAUGGUUUUGUUUUGAAUAAAUGAAGCG